ACAAAGCGUGCAGUAUUAAUCAACUAGCCAUGGCGAAUCAAGACCAACUCCAAGGUCUUUUAGGACAGUUAGCGGAUGAGAAUCAUAUUGAGAGCAACCUACCUUUUGUUCUCGAGAGCAUUUCUCAUAAUCGGUACUUAGACGAUGAAUCCAGCGACUUGUCAAAGUUCCACAAGUGGAUCACUCGCUUGAAUUCACUGCUUCAUUCAAAGAAUAGCACGGCUCGGUGGGCUUCUAUCUCGCUUAUAAAAGCCACCUGUGAGCAGUCUAGCAAACUCUAUCACGCCAACGUUGCAUCAUGGGUUCUCAAUAUCCUCAAUAUUCUGAACCGACCUGAGCCUACUUCGGUACACGAUAUCGCUAUCAAAACAUUGACUUUGUUGUUCGCGAAAACCAUGGAUAAACCAGAGGUGCAAAGAGAAGUCACUUCGCCUAAUUUACCAAAGUUCAAUCACACCUUGCUAAAUUUGAGUGGAAAUAGAGAUCUUUUGCCUGCUAUAUUUGAGGCUUUCAUGUCUUCUUUCACCCAUUUUCCAACAACUUCAAGACCUGCUGCUGAUAAUUGCCGAAAGUUGUGCCUGUCGCUCUUGGAUGGCUCAUCUGAAAAUCGAUUUGAGCUUACUGAAAAAGCUUCCAGCUGUUUAUCAAACAUAUUCUUGACAGCAACAGUUGCCAAUCGUGGUGAGAUGUGGAGGAAUACCGCCCUGCGAUUAUUGGGUACAGCCAAUCGUUCUUUAGACCGACUCUUCGAUACCAUCGAUGAAGAGUCAAAUGUUUCGGAUCGCUUACCAGCGUAUGACUUUCCACCUGUCAUGUCCGAAUACCAGGAUGCAUUCGUUAUCUUGUUUAAUAGAGUGUCAGCCAUCAACGAAGCACUUGUGAAGACUUUAACUACCUCAACCCAUGCAACAGUCAGCGUCCCUGUUGCUCAAAUAGUAGACUAUCUUUGUCGCAUCUACAAUGUUAAUAACGGAUCUUUGAUGCGAGAUUUCAAAGACAACGGUGAAUACAACUGCUUAAUGGCUGGCACUCACAAGUUAUUACUGAGUGCGAACAGAGUAUUUGCCACAUUGAUCCAUUGUUGUGGUACCAGCCUCUUGCGUUAUCUUCGUUUGUUUUCUUCCUUAUUACUCCAGUUAUUGUCGCAAAACAAGCACAAACGUGUGCUCAAGGCAUCAUUGUAUGAGGUGUUGACGUUGUGUUUGCAAAAGUUUGGAGUGGGAUUCGGCGAGAUGAUCUGCAAGCCCCUACUCGGUAUCUUAUAUGAAGACCUGCGCUUGCCCAAGAAAAGAACAGCUCCUGUAGCUAAACCUACAGCUGAACAUACAAAUGCAAAGGGUUCAGGAAAAAAGAGAAAGAGAGAUUUGACGAACUCUGAUGAGAUCGCUUUUGGUACAGUGGAAGACUCACCACUAUCCUUGCUCUUCUCUGGUCUUGAAGUAUUACAAGCACUUCUUAUCACAUAUGGAUCUUCAUUGUCUGCCGAACAGCGCUCCACAAUCGAUAGUUUGAUAAUUACCCGCAUUAUGAAUGAUAGUUACCAAACUAAAGCUAGCAGCAACGACGAGCGCGUUACCGAGAAGCUUUACGAAUGUUUGUUGGCAUCCGUCAUGAAACCCAUCGAAACCCAAGCUAGUACUCUCCCGCAUGCACUUCGCAUCUUCUCUGCAGGUGCCAAUUCACAGUCUCAUCGCCUCCGGGUUAUUUGCAUACAGUCACUCUCUGUUUGCGAGUUGGUCAUGCAUUCUCGACUCCCACCUAUACCCAGAACCGAAUCUAAAGCUGCAGCCGUUGUCUACAUUCCUGGGCUUGGAAAUCUAGUGGAUCAAAAAUCACUCCAAGAAAACCAAGUUGCUUCUAAGACGAACGAGGAUCACGAAAUGGAGGACGGAUAUGCCCCACGGGAACCAGUCAAGUCCUUCACCGAUGAGAUGUCAAGCAUCUCCCAAAAGUUCCCAGCUGCAAAGAAACCGGCCUUUGAAGUCCCCCAGCCUCAGCCAGCCAGAUCCACUGCACACCAUGAACAGCCCGAAGAAGUACAGACUUCCAAGGCACCAACUGCCACGGCUGUAACCCCUUCGCCUAUUUUAACAGCGAAGUCACAGCCCGAAGAGAUUGAAACUGAGUACGUUGAGACAAAGAAGGUGCGCACCGAGGUUUCCGUAAACGACAAGUCAAAUCACCAUGCCACCCGCCAUGCCACGUCUAUCGAAACAACCCAAACUACCGUCAUCGAAGCUGCCCCCAAGCCUUCGCAGGCACCAGCAGACAAAAAGACAAUCAACAUGGUGGCUGCGGUCGGAUCGGAUGACGAGGAUAACAUGGAUAUGCCGGACAUCGUCAUGGAUGGACCGGAUAGCGAUGAGGACUCGGAAUGAAAUAGAAAAAAUAUAGAAUCUCAUGUUAUUCAUUGAAACCAUUGCACACUACUGAGUUAGAGAAACUCACUUGAGGCAAUUCAAGUUUAUUUGGCUUUGAAGUCCAUAUUUUUUGUACAUUAUGUAACCCACCCAAGCGAUACAAGAUCAGACGCGU
Messenger RNA from Umbelopsis ramanniana AG, 2535 nucleotides. RefSeq lists its product as uncharacterized. Gene Ontology annotation, biological process: rRNA processing. Gene Ontology annotation, cellular component: nucleus. The transcript is spliced from 10 exons. The coding region runs from base 30 to 2378 and encodes 782 amino acids. The record is from RefSeq and is a predicted model, not a curated record. NCBI's taxonomy places the organism in Eukaryota, Fungi, Mucoromycota, Umbelopsidomycetes, Umbelopsidales, Umbelopsidaceae.